AGCCUUCCCGGCCAUACGCUUCAUUGCUGCGUGCUGCCAUCCUCUGCUAUCUAGGCACAGGGGCACAUGGUUCAUCAGAAGAAAAAAGCAACGAUCCUGAACUAUAUUCACUUCUCUUUACAACAGCUGAAGUGGCAUUAGCCAAUCUGAAGAAUAAAUAUGAAAAUGAAAAAGCUAUGGUGACUGAAACCAUGACCAAACUACGAAAUGAACUGAAGGCUUUGAAGGAGGAUGCGGCAACCUUCUCAUCCUUGAGAGCAAUGUUUGCAACCAGGUGUGAUGAGUACGUCACGCAGCUGGAUGAGAUGCAAAGGCAGCUGGCAGCUGCAGAGGAUGAGAAGAAGACCCUAAACUCUCUUUUGCGCAUGGCUAUCCAGCAAAAACUUGCCCUUACCCAACGACUGGAGGAUUUAGAGUUCGACCAUGAGCAGUCCCGACGCAGCAAAGGCAAGCUUGGAAAGAGCAAGAUCGGCAGCCCUAAAGUAAGUGAGGAGGCAUCAGCCACCGUGCCAACCAUAGACACUUUCCUCCUGCAUAGUCAGGGCCCACAGCAGCCAAACUUACUGGUCAGCAGUGGCACUCAGAGGAAAAGUCCUAGUGCUCUUCCAGAAGAGCAGCCACAUUCCAGCUCUCAGUGUGCCCCUCUCAACUGUCUCUCUAAGCCUCCUCCUUACCCCUAAUCUUCAUAUGCAACGUAAGAGAAAACGCAAACAGAGUGGAGUUCAUGCAACAAAGGUUCGGGUUGUUCCCAGCGAGCAGGUAGACAAUCCUGCCUUGUUGCUGCAUCGAUAAGACUGGAUUCAUAUCCACUGCUCUGGCAACUGAGGGAAGGUUGAGAAGAAGAACACAAAGCACAGAGCCCAACCUAUUGAGAAGACUUUUUAUGGUUCCUCUGAUUGUAUUCAAACUUUACUAUCACAACUAAAGUGUAGUGAAAUUUAAUAUCUCAACAGAAAUGUUCCUCCCAGCUGCUUGGCUUUACCUCUGAAAUAAUGAGACUUAAGCCAAUAUUAAUAAAGUAUGUUACUAAACCCUACCCUCAUAACCUCUGAGUUCAGCCAUAGGAACCAGUUCACAUUUUCUUUCGUCGCUAAGGAUGUGAUAUUUCCUUCUUACUUUAUUUGCACCAUAAUUUUGUGUUUAUAAAAUGCAGUCUUUUUUGCAACAGUUGUAUUUAAUUCUUUUUUUUUAUUUUAAAUAAGCAGAAAUAGCUGAAGUGAAGAAUGACUGUGUUAAUAUUAAAGAGAGGCUUGUUGUAUUGGCCAGCACACGGCCAAUUUUUAUUGCACAAAAAUGUUGGCAGUGGGUUGAAUUGAAAUGUUAGAGAUGACUGUAUAUUUUGCUGCUGCACUGAUAUUGUUUAUGCACUUGUUUUUUAAUUCCUAUUUCAUUAGUUUCUGGUUUUGUUCGGGCUUUUCACUGAAAGAUUACUAUUUAGUUUAAGAAAGAGAUGAGAGGAUGAUGUAUUGGUUUGUUUUCCAUUUUGCUGCAUUGUAAUUCUAUUUUUGCAUUUCAGACAAGUAGAUGAAUUGGUGCUGUUUUUUGGGGUUACUUUCUAUUUGGUAUCUGAGAAAAAAAAAAAAUCUAAAACAAGUAUAAUGUCGUGUGCUAAUUAAAAACAUUCUUUCUUCCUGCUCCCAUAUUCAGGAUACUAGCUUGAGGCCUUACCCUGAAAGACUAGUAUGAAUGGUGAAAUUGCAGGUAUUCUGUGUGAAAUAUUCUAAGGUGAAAUAACUCCUGCAGGCAGACUUAAUGGUGUGGAUCAAAGCUAGCAGGACUUUAGUGCAUUUUUUCCUUGCCAAAAAUCAACAGAUACAGAACCUUAGCUCAUGUCAGUUUAUGACAAAUACUCAGGUGAUCUACACUACACAGACUCUAUUGCAACAGUGCACAGUGCUCCUAGUUAAAGGUUCUUUCCUGUAAAAGCUGAAUAAUAUGUUGGGUUGUUCUUUUAUUUUUUUUUAAUAGCAAGUUUCAGAACAAAAGCAAGGAUAGCAAAACUUACUUUGCACAGUACCUGACAGCAAGGUAAGCUGCUAAGGUGUAAUGGUUCAGCACCUCUGGGCUUCUCAUUUAGUCAUCACAUAGGAGAAGUCUUCAGUGGUGCCUACUUGUUGGUCAUUAACAGUCCUUGCUCUGUCAGGUGGCCUUAAUUUAUUUACAGAACAAAGGCUUCGAUAUUUCCACGUUUUUAUUCCUUCUCUGCAGUGUAAGUAUGAUUUACAAGCGGGAAACACAGCGCAGUCUAAGGUAGAGAGCAGCUGGACAAAAACUGCUGCAGAUAUGGUUGGAAAUUUUUUUUCACAUUCUACCUGAGUCUAAGAAAAUGAACUCAGGCUUCUGUUAGAAACAGUGCUUACCAAAUGUUAUGAAACACAAAACAUCAGCAGAGGAAAGAAUCGGUGACCAAUCAGUGUGCCUAACAAUUAUUAUUUCCAUGGUACCAGUAAUGAAGGUGCUGUAAAUAGAAAUAUUCUCUGUAAUCAACGGUGUGUGUCACUUGUAGCCUUGGCAAAGCAGCUGAGCUAUUGUAACAAAACAUUCAGAGUCAAAGGUGAAGAAAAUAGGAACAAGUUGACAACAAAUUCUGAUCAGAUUGAACAGACAAUUCUCGGCAAUGUUCUGCUUAGGUUUACCAUGCAGUUCAUGAGGUUCUUCUUGUAUGCAUUUACAUAACUAUUUAGUGUCGUACUUAACCUACAUGUUGUCUUGUCAGAGAAAAAUCAAAUAAAACUCAUUCAGCUCGAUCAUACUGUUUGAUAUGAAUAUUAGCUGCUAUUUUGAUUUUUACUAAAAAGUAAAAGACAACAAAACCAUUUUUGUUGGAGGCAAAUGGUGCCUCCCAUGAGCACCUCACAAUUCCUGACCUUGCAGACUGGUGUAGGGUGUAGUUGUAGUUCUGAAACAGUGCUGAUGCCUUUGACCAAUAAGGACAGCUAUUACUGAUGGUUAAGCAGAAAAAGAAUUUGCGUUGCACAUUGAAUAGAGUUACUGCGGGCUGUACUUGGAAUAGAUUCUCCUAUUUUCAUAUCCAAAUCAAACAUAUUCCCUGAAUUUUAGUUAAACAGGAAUUCAGUGAAAUGCAUUUCUUUUCUAUAUAGAUAUGAAUAUAUUGGAAAAAAUGUUGUGGUGGAAUGUUUGUUUGGUAAUGUAUUUGUUUCCAAUUGUGAUUUGCAGAGCAACUUUGGGAAAUUGAAACAUGCCGGUAUGUCCAUGACGAUUAAGAGUUAUGAAACAGCAUUAAAUGGUAUAGAAAUUGUGGCCCUGUUUUAUAGAACUAAGUGGGUUUAUUAAAUUUUUUAUCCUCUUAAGCUUUAAAUUCUUCAUUUCUAAGUUUUCAAUUUACAUUUUUUAAUAUGUAAUAAAGCAAGUAAAUGUUGGAAACUUAAGAGAUCUAGAAACAAACCAAUUUAAAUGUACAAAUGGCUGUAGUUAUUGCAUUGUAAGUUAUAAAGCUGUGUAGGUCCCUGGGGACAACUUUUGUCAGUUAACCAGUAACAAAUAAAAUGCAUAUCUUGAACUUGAGAUGAUAAACUCUUCUUUUUUAUGUAGUGACUGAUAGCAUGCAACUUCGUGAACCGUUUUGUAGGAAAUACUUGCAUACAGACAAAAGCAGACACAAAAGCUUUUUUUUUUUUUUGAGUUGCAAAAUAUACUUUCUUUGCCCAUUUAAAAUUGAUUUAUGGUGCGGUGUCAUCUACUCUGAUUUUUAAAUAGUAAGUAAAAAGGUUACAUAUGUUUUCCACUGGUCGGUUGAGCGUGCUCAGAAAUGCUGAAAUGUGUCCUGCACAGGAAGGAAGCAAUUCAAAUUCCGCUCUGAUUUUCAUAUCUGAAAUGAAGUUUUUGUUCUCUGUGAUGGCUUUAAAAUUUCUUUGGAUUUGAAAUGGCAUUUUCAUUUCUUUUUUAGUGAAACUUAACUUUUCAUUGUUCAGAGAAAUGGCACAAUUCUGGAAAUCCAGUUUGUAGGGUAUGUAUAGAAAUUGAAAAAAAAAGGGGGUGGGAGAUGAAGAAAUAAAUAUAAAUUGUAAGAUGUAAUAGUAUGGAAAAUAUAUUUUCUAUCAGAAGGUUAUUGGAGGCUUUAACAGAAAGAGGAACUAUUAUCAUUUCUCAAGCUGAUUGUGUGGAUGUUUCUGGCUUCUAAGUGGAGGCAGUAUUGGUAUUCUUUCUGAUUGAUCUCAUUGACAGGUUGGCACCUCUGUGCUUGCUCCAUCCCCAUUUUUCAUAGUAAAUGAGUGUAAGCAUAGCUAUACAGUAGGUUUCAUAGGAACUGUAAUUAAUGUAACACUGCAAGUUUUAAUGCCAAGACGACCUUCGAUUUAUUUUUGAUUAGAAAAGAUUGUUAACAUGUUUAAGCCAUUUACCAUAUUUAAGUGUUAAGAAAAAGACUGUUCUGAAAUAUAACCUUACUUAGGAAAUGUGACCUUGCCUGUGGAGGCUGCUCAUGCUAGGUGUGUUGCAAAUACUGCAGUGCAGCUGUUUGUAAAACACAGCCCAGUUUCCAUCACACUGCUAAAGACACCUGCAAAUCUUGGCCCUUAUUUUGAUACCAACCUUACUGUUCAGUGUGCAGUGCCAAUGACACUGUGCUGCCAUAUCUGGAUUGACCACCAUCAUCAUCAUCAUCAUCAUAUGUAGAUUACAUGAGCCCUUCUGAGGUCUGUUUCCCUGCUUUGAUGGAAAAUGUCUAUCCACUUAAGAUAUAGGAAAUCUGUGUUUGAAAACGGCAGGCACUGAUGUUUUACCUAUGAAAUAUAAUACUUACUGUUAAUACCUCUUUAAAAAUUCCAAUCACUUUUCUUCAGUUUUCCUUUGCUGUGUGUAGAGUGAGUCUGAAAGGAAUAUCCAGCAUUCAGGCUUUUCUAGCCACUAACAAUUUUUUUAUUAUUAUUAUUUUUUUAAGUAUAAUUAAGGAUCCUAUGGAAAAGAAAAAAAAACAAACCAACAAUUGUCUUUCAUCUUCAGGCACAAAUGCAUCUAAAUAUGCAAUAUAAAAUACGCGCAUGAGAUUCUUUGCAUCAUGUAGCUUUUCCAUAUCCAUAAUUAAGCCAGAAAAUUCUUAUUUCUUCUUUGAUCUACAUACUCUUAAUGUUAAAAAGGCAAGGGGGCUAUCACUGAGACUUUAUAUUUCAUUCUGAGGUAUAUGUCUUAAAUCUGUAUUGGAUCUGUAUAGGAGCUGCUUGGUCACAGCCUGAACCAGUGAUUGAGCACCUGGUGAGGGGACACAGCCAGCCCUGAGAACACAGGUGGAAGUAAUUCACCUGUGUGACUGGAAGGGUUGGAGCCUGGCUCUACCCCUCCCUAAGCUCAUAUAAGGGCUGGCUGCCACCAGGGAAGGAUUUCUGCUUGGAAAUUCCUUCUUUUGGAUUAGUUAGCAAGCCCUGAUUCUUGGGAUAGGUAAGCAAAUCUUUCUUUGACUGGCUUGCAGCUAUCAUUCUUUUUUGGGCAAUUUAGACCUGCUUAUCUGCUAUUAUUUUUCCAUACAGGAUUUUAAUCUAUUGCCUGUGGAGUUCUUCAGAAGACCCUUAUGAAAUCUAUUAAAAACUAAGUGACAAAGUAACAAAAUUAAAGGAAAAAUCUUAUGUUUUGUGACUGAUGUCAACAUGUAGGGAGACUCUAGAUGAUCAGGCUGUGUUGCAGAAAUGUCUUUCCAUGAAGUUCCACAUUUGUUUAGUUUAUCAUUAUUUGCUGUUCAAGAAACAGCAGAGAAGAGUAUGUUGUUUUUUCUCCUUAGCAUUUGUAAAUUAAAUUAUAUAGUGACUUGAUUUGAAAAACACUUGGGGAAUAAUGAAAAUGAUUGAUUAAAAAAUUUCAGUAGACUAAUUUGAUAGCUGAAUUGUUAUUCAAUCAGACGUGAAUAAGAAAUAAGAGUUAUCUAGCUUGUUGGUGUGUGUUUGUUUUUUUUCCUGUUCACUGGCGUGGCUGGGUGUGCUAUGCUAGUGGAUAAACUAAGUCUAUCUUAUUAGUUAUUUCCCCAUUGAUUUUCAGCCCUAUGGUUUGACUGUUAAAGGGUUAGUUAAUUUGAUCCUUUAUAAAUAACUAAAAAAAAAAAAUGAAAACUGAUGUUUUGUGACUUUUGUAAUCUAUUGAAUGUUAUCAUUUGCAUGAUGUUCUGUAUCUAACGAACCAUUGAGAUUGCUGUGUUCCUUUCACAAGAGUUUUAAUGUUGGUGGAGUUUGUGACAAAUACAGAUUUGUAUACUGUAUGUUUACUGCUGUAAUAACUCAGCUACUCCUACACUGAAUUGACGUUAUAUUGUCCUGCCUUCUUGGGGUUAAAUGAUGGAGUGCUUCUAGAUGGUGACGAAUAUAAAAGUAUGUAUGCUCAUUUGUUGAAGACUGAGUAUUGGAAACUCUUAUUGUUGCUACUUUUUGUUAAAAGAAAAAAAAACGAGUUAAAUAAUCCUUGUUUCGUUUCUAAAAAUGCAUUAUUUGUUUUUGAAAAUUGGAGUAAUUCCCACAUAACUCCUUGUAGACAAUCCUAGAUUAAUGCCUUGUGAAGGAUUCAUUAAGUCUGUGCUUGUACAUGUGUAAUAUGAUCAUGCAGCCAAAUGGUUGGGAAAAACACUCUACUGAAUAAAAAAAAGAGAAGCCAAUAUACUGAUUCUUACAUCUUUAUGUUCCAAUUAAAAUUACAGUGUAAUGCAUAACUGUUCCAGUGAAUAAACUGGCCAUUUUUGUUCAUUUA
Messenger RNA from Meleagris gallopavo (turkey), 6684 nucleotides. Lineage: Eukaryota; Metazoa; Chordata; Aves; Galliformes; Phasianidae. The record is from RefSeq and is a predicted model, not a curated record.